Stegodyphus dumicola is the source of this 1918-nucleotide messenger RNA. RefSeq lists its product as uncharacterized. Lineage: Eukaryota; Metazoa; Arthropoda; Arachnida; Araneae; Eresidae. The record is from RefSeq and is a predicted model, not a curated record.
AUCGACCAUAGCUACAUUACUAGGUCAGCUAUAUAUCCAUACACAUUGUAAUUUCAUUAGAUAAAAUCUCUUCCUCAUAUUAUUUACCGAACAGUUGUUCAAAAACUUUUGAUUUUCAAGCAAAUACUCAUGAAACCGAAGGUGGUAUAAGGCACUCUCAAAGCAGCAAGAGACCCAUCUACGUCAUCACUCUCUUCUUCCGGUUUCAGCGGCGAGGAGCUGAUGAGCCAGCCCUUUAGCCCUGGUUGGUACCGUAUGCCAAAGCUUAGUAUCUUAAUAUUAAAGAACGUUGUCUUGAAGUAACUGUUCCGUAUACUAGGAUUAAGCUCGGCACUGGGCGGGAUGCCAUAUCAAAGAUUAUGGCCAUACAAAGCAAUAUUUAAAACAUUAAAAAACAUCUGUUGAGAAUAUUCAAUUAUGAUUUCGUUAUCUGUGGUUUUUGAGAGUAAGGCUUCUAACAUGUUCGAUAAUCCCUGUUAUUACUCUUCGCUCUUACUACGAUGGGAACCCCGUUGCAAUAAAAGAAAAUCUGAUCAAAGCAGUCAUCAAUGUAAAGAUCAAAAUCAAUUUUCUUUCUACUUUGAGUAGUUCGUUUGUUGCCAUGGUUCAAAGACAAGAUGGUUUUCCAAGACUAAAAGCUGUAAACUGAAACUAAUUACGUCAGCACAAGCAUGAUGCAAUGUAAUGUUCAAAGUGGGGCGAAAUUUGGUAGGAGAAAGAUUGUGUUACGGACGAGAGUUUUUAAAAAAUGGGAAAGUCUGAAUCUGAAUUAAAGAAAUUUUUAAUGAGUGCAUUAGAAAAGAACAUGUUUAGCAAAAAUUUAAAGAGCAUAAGUAAGGGUAUUUUUAGUGUGCAGUUUCCAACAAAGACAAAAGAUUUGAGUUCUGCUGAUGAAGAACUUUUAAAGGCCUGGAAUCAUAGAAAGAAACGUCGAUAUGGAGGACCUGUUGAUUACUCUAGAGCAGUGCAAGGCUUCAAAGGAGCUUUGAAAAGUUCUGCAUAUUUUAAGUGUUUGGAUGUCAACAAAGGGCUAUAUCAGUUUGCUAACACAGACGAAAUUCGAAAUACUCAUGAGCAGAAAAGAAACAGGAAGAAUUCAAAUGCAUCUAGUUUAUCAGAACGAAGUUCUAUAAUAUCUGUGGAUUCAGGUAAUGAAAGUAUUAAUUCUCCUCAAAAUAAAUCUCCUUUAAGAGAAAAUGUUGAUUCUCAUGCUGAUUGUGAAGCUGUUAAACCAUCAAAUGAUCCAUGUGAAGAUACAGAUACAUACAUGGGAUUAGAUUUUGAGAAUUUACAGUUUGAUGAAGACAUGGGUGAUAAUUAUGAAAAAGAUUUUAAUGAACUUUUUGAUACGCCUGCUGUGAAAAUGCUUCUUAACUCUAAAUCAGAAGCAGAUGAAAUGAGAACACAGCAUCUGUUAAAUGUUUGGAAAUAUGUGGAAAUAUAUCACGUAUCUGGUGAUCUUUACACAUUUGUUUUUGAGCGUGUGAGUGACUGUGCUGUUCACUUAACCGAAGAGCAGCUGCACCAUUCGUUUCAUGAAAAUUCGCAUAUCCUUUAUAUGGAUGGCCGAAGCUUAAAAUUGUUCCAUCAAGGCACACGUUUGAACUCAUAUAUUAAGAAGGAUACUUUUUUCCUCUAUGUAAAAUUUAAGUUGCCAAGUAGUAUAUAGCAUUGGCAACUUAAAUCCAAACACUGCCAGAUCUUAACUAAAAAUCAAAUAACUGGUUAUUAUAAAAUGGCCCAUGUUAUUUUCCAUGCAUCUCUUGAAAGGGUAAAUCAGAAGAUUUAGCCCAUUGAUGUUGAGAAAUCAGGAGAAGGGGGAAAUUAAAAUGGCAAUUAUGAUAUAUAUUAUAUAUAUAUAUAUAUAUAUUUGCUGUAAAAUUACAUCCUAAUACAUAGGAUAAUAUAAAAUGUGAGU